Melanotaenia boesemani (Boeseman's rainbowfish) is the source of this 1571-nucleotide messenger RNA. RefSeq names its product sosondowah ankyrin repeat domain family member Ab (gene sowahab). Lineage: Eukaryota; Metazoa; Chordata; Actinopteri; Atheriniformes; Melanotaeniidae. Gene Ontology annotation, molecular function: protein binding. The coding region runs from base 15 to 1451 and encodes 478 amino acids. The transcript has a single exon. The record is from RefSeq and is a predicted model, not a curated record.
AAGGGGGGACGCAAAUGCGGAGAUAUCCCGACCCUUGUGCAUUUUGCUACACAUUUUCAAUGGUAUCACCCCGCCAGGAAAGCAUGGCUUUGACUCAAGAAUCUCUUUUGUCGUUUCUACUAGAGCACGGAGGCAAAGUGAAGAACUCUGAGCUGCUGAACAAUUUCAGGAGUCUCAUCAACUGCAGCGAUCCCGCGGAAAAGCAACACAAUAGAGACCUUUUCAAGAAGCUGGUAAACAGCGUCGCUGUGGUCAAACAGAUCGACGAUGUGAAGUUUGUGGUUGUAAAGAAAAGAUACCAGGACUUUGUCAAAGAAGUGCAAGAUGUUUCUCAGAAAACGCAGCUGGAUGAUUCUUUCUCAAGCCAGGUUACGAGGUUUUCUUACACAUCUCCCCGCCGGGCAGAGUCAGCCAGGAUAGUUUACACGGAUAAUGAAAACAAUUCUGCCAGCUCUCCAUUAAGCAUCGCCCAAUAUUACAGUGAUGCUAAACGCACGCAUGUGGAGAACGUGCUGAAAAAGAGGCCGUUGUCGAGUGGAGAUUUAACCACUGUCAAAGUCCUAAAUGUCUCCGGGGAUCAGACGUGCGGAUCGGGCAAAUCAGGAGCUGUGUUUGCUGUUAUAGCAGUAAAAUCGCCACCAAGAGAUUCUGCACCAGCAGCACACGAUGAUUUACACUCCCAGGUCCUUGAACAUGAAAGUUCAAACAAACCAGUCACCCAAGUUUCUCUACAGCCAGCUCUAACUUCAAACUUCUCAGCUUGCAAGAGGGACUCAUUAAAAGAAUCCCACAGUUGGAAAACCAGGCAGACCGAGGACAUGCAGCCACCUGGCUCUCCCCUGGUGAGGCCCCAAAACAAGACCACUAGACAAGUUGAUGAUGCCAGGUACUCUGAAUCCGUACCUUUGGAGCCAUUAGCUCAUGAGUGGCUGGUAAAGUGUGCUGCUGGACUAUGGGGACAAAUAUAUGCUUUGCUGCUGAGAGACACACGUUUAGUUCAGAGGAAAGACUUCAUUUCAGGUUUCACAGCACUCCACUGGGCUGCCAAGGAUGGCAACAAUGACAUGAUACAAAAACUCAUAGAUAUUUCCAGAAAAAAAGGCGCUUAUGUGAAUGUCAACUGCAAAGCACAUGGAGGAUACACACCUUUGCACAUUGCAGCCAUGCAUGGCCACACUAAAGUUAUGGUUUUGCUUGUCCAGAAGUAUGGAGCCAAUGCAAAUGAAAGAGAUAACGAUGGCAAGAAAGCCCUCCACUACCUGGGGAAAGGUGUGUCAACUGAGGUCAGGGGACUUUUGGGUGGACUGCUACAAAGCAAGGAGAAGACAGAGGAUGAGGAAUGCAAAGAGCAGACAAAAGGACUCAACACGAUCAGUAAACUGUUCCAGCCUCACAUAGGGAAGAAACAUAAGACAACAAUGAAGUUUGCGCAAGAAUUGUACAAUGUAUAGUAGGAAAUUGAGUUAUUUUUAACAUGUAUACAUUAAUUUUCUUACUAUUUUAACAUUAAUCUGUAUUAGUCAAAUAUGUUUUCAUUAUAUAAUGUGUAAUAAAUCUGUACAUGUAACCUC